Molecule: messenger RNA, 3177 nt
Organism: Aphanomyces invadans
Lineage: Eukaryota; Oomycota; Saprolegniomycetes; Saprolegniales; Verrucalvaceae
Exons: 7
Coding region: 9-1178 (389 amino acids)
Molecular function (GO): metal ion binding
Source: RefSeq, a predicted model, not a curated record
CUGGAUGGAUGGCAACAACCAAGGCAGCGCUUGAGAACCUCGUACGCGAUGGCGAGGCGGCCGACGUGACGGUGCACGGCCAACUGUCCCGCAAGAGACUCCUCUCACGUGGCCUCAUCUUUGGCGACCUUCUGCUCUCCGACAACACGCUCUUGAACUUUAUGGUGCGAGCGAUGGACGGUUGGCUGACCAAGGAGCAGGUCGUGGCGCUCAAGUUUGCCAUGCAUCUUGGUGACAUGGUGGCUGCGCGAGGGCGACUAGAGCGAAGCGCCGACUCGAACGAGCUCUUGUUCGUGUUGGUUGAGUGUGCGACAACCGUUAGUUGGGACAGCCUGCACCCUGGAACCCCCUAUACAUGCGACCAAUCGACCUUUUUCACCAGCGCCGACAACGGAUCGUCGCAGACCAAUAUGGUGCAGCUGCAAGGCAUGAACGCGUGCAAGUACUACUUCAACAAUGCUUCGUGUGUGCGAGGCCAUGCCUGCCAGUUCUUUCACGGAAAGCCCGAAGAGUACAACGAUCUCCGAAAAGAGUGGCUAGCUAAGCGCCUGCAACUCAAGCGCGCGGUGUCGGCCAUUCCAGGCGACCAGCAUGAUCCGAACGAGAAGAAGCUCAAGAGUGCUCGGGCCAAGCUCUUUACCGAGUGGCUCGUUGCUACGUUUGGCAAAGCAUUGCUGCGCCAGGGCAGUGGGGUGUUGGAUGUAGCCGGUGGUCGCGGAGACAUUGCGUACGAACUCUGGAUCACCCACAACGUCCCGUGCACCCUCGUGGAACCCCGGAUGCGGAAGCCCCGGAAAGAACACUUCAAGGCGCUCGCCGCCAACCCCCGCCUUACCUUACCUCCCCAAAUUCAAGCAUGCUUGGAUGCGAGCACAAUGGCGACACAUGGCCAGACGUUGGCCCAAGCGAGUCUCGUCGUCGGGAUGCACCCAGACGAAGCAACAGAAGCAAUCGUGGACAUGGCGCUGAGCAUGCAGAAACCAUUUGCAGUUGUUCCGUGCUGCGUCAUGAGUCGGCAAUUCCCGCACCGCCGACUCGACGGCGACCUCGUCGCCACUUACAACGUGUUUGUCAAGUACCUGCGGCGCAAGCACCCCCAAAUCCAAGCCACUUUUCUUCCGUUCGCCGGGAAGAACCAAGUGCUGUACAUGCUGCCGACACACUACCCAUGCACCUGAAGGACGGCUAGCACACAGCUUCGACCUGUUGCAAUCGCGACCGGCCAAAGGGACGGCCCUCUUUCAGUUGACGCCGUGUUGUAUAGCUCAGUCAAACGGGUUGGCUAACUUGUCGUCCAUGGCGACGUACACGCUCUUGAGCUGUGUCCAUGCGUUGGCAGCAGCUACGCCGUUUUCCCGCCCGAUGCCAGACUGCUUGGAUCCUCCCCACGGGAGCUCGACCGGCGCCAAAUUGUACGUGUUUAUCCAGGCUGUCCCGACGUUGAGUUUGUGAAGCACGCGAUGCGCGCGCUUCAAAUCGUUGGUGAAUACCCCCGCAGACAAGCCAAACGAUGUCGCGUUGGCGCGGUCGAUGACUUCGUCUUCUGUCUCGAACGGCAGCACGCACAGCACCAUGCCAAAAAUUUCUUCUUGAACGAUGCGCAUGCUGUCGGUGCAGUUGGUGAAGACGGCGGGAAGGAUGUAAUUGCCACGGGGGUCCACGGAGGCGUUGGCAGAUGGAGCGAUGCCGCCGUAGAAGAGCGUGGCCUUGUCCUGUUCGACGCCGAUGCGAAUGUACUCUUGGACUUUCGCGAGAUGCGCUGCGUGAAUCAUCGGGCCGACUUGAGACGAUUUGGCCAGCGGGGGACCGACACGGAGGUGCUGCGUGCGAGCAAUCAAUUUGCUCACGAACGCGUCGUGCAGCGACGCAUGCACAAACACCCGCGUGCCAUUCGAGCACACUUGGCCGUUGGAAUACCAGUUUGCAAGCAUGGCACCCGCCACCGCGUCGUCCAAGUUGGUAUCGUCAAACAGAAUGAGGGCCGACUUGCCGCCGAGUUCCAUCGUGACCGGCUUGAGCUGAGACGCACAUGACGCAUACACCUGCUUCCCCGUCGCCACGGACCCUGUGAACGACACUUUUCGCACAGCCUCGUGGUGGAUCAAGGUCGACCCGACUGCACCGCCACCCAACACUACGUUGAAGAGACCGGGGGGAAGCCCCGCCCUUGCGUAAACUUCGGCGAGUCGGAUGGCGGUCAGCGGCGUUUCUUCGGAUGGCUUGAAUACCAUAGCGUUGCCGAAUGCAAGGGCUGGCGCACUCUUCCACACCUACAGGUCGGUAGGUGAGUAGAUCGCGGUAUGGAGAAGCAUGGCGAACAGCGGAUUGAAGGGGAUAGUUCCAGGCGCCGAUCCCGGCAGUGACCCCGAACGGCUCGCGACGCGUGUACGCCCAGUUGGGAGUGUGGAAGUCCAUCAUCUGCCCGCCUAAUGUCGGUGCCAACCCCCCAAAGUACUCGAGGCAGUCUGUGGCGCUCAAGAUAUCGCCUUCCAUUUCCGAAAUGACGCGGCCGGUGUCCGUGCUCUCGAGGAUUUGAAUGUCCUUGGUCUCGUCGUGCAAGAUUGCGGCCGCUCGUCGAAGGAUUGCCCCUCGAGCCGCAGGUGACAGCGACGCCCACGCGGGCUGGGCCGACGCCGCACUCGCGACCGCGUCCGCAACUUGUCCCUCGUCGACGUCGUGGAACUCGAUCGCGGGAGCAUUCGUGCUCGGGUCAUACAGUGUCCUGGCCAUACCACGACCGCGCACGUGCUUGCCAUGGACGAACGACUUGACAUAACGGAUUGCCGCGCUGGUUGCCAUGGCUCGAUGCGAUCUUCCUUCUCCCGCGAAAGCGAAUUUGACGGUUUCAACCAAUCACACCAAAGGCACUCAAGCCGUCGGCCGCCUGGGCGACCUCAGCUUUGCAAGGAGACGGUAGCGCAUGCAAGGAAGGCAUGUCCAUGAUGGUAUGUUCCGAUGAUGGUACUUCAUCGACUGUUAGUUGAAACGCGACCUGGGACCGACAUGACUUGGAGACCCUAUGGACGGAAUCAGGACGAUGUGGCUCCCGAAAAACCUCGUGAGGGGUGUAUUGAACGAUGAACGAGGAGACGAAUCUAUCACUUACGCGGCACCGUGGGUUCCAUCAGGAACUGAACAUGGGUUGCCCUCGAUGGGCUUUUAUCUCUGACUGUCGAC